AUGGGUAAUCUGCCAAAAAGUAGAGUUACACCCAGUAAGUCAUUUUUUCAGAGUGGAGUGGAUUAUGCUGGCCCCGUAUCAAUAAGGGUUUCAAAAGGGAGAGGUCAUCAUGCGUCCAAAGGCUAUAUCUGUCUAUUUGUAUGCAUGGCAACAAGAGCUAAUUACCUUGAGGCUGUUAGUGACUUAUCCGCUGAAGGAUUUUUAGCAGCUUUUAAACGUUUUGUUGCAAGAAGAGGUCACAGUGCCGAUUUAUGGAGCGAUAAUGGCACAAACUUCGUGGGUGCCGCAAAAGAGCUCAAGAAAUUAUUGAAUGUUGAGCGUUCUACUGUAGCCGUAGAAAUUGCUGAGUGGCUAGCGACUAAUGGCACUAACUGGCACAACAUUCCUCCGUAUGCUCCAAAUUUCGGUGGAUUGUGGGAGGCUGGUAUAAAGUCCACCAAAUUUCACCUCAAGCAAGUAAUUGGUAAUUCCACAUUAACGUAUGAGGAAAUCACAACUGUACUGACUCAAAUUGAAGCCUGUCUCAAUUCAAGACCGAUAUCGCAAAUCAGUGACAGCAUACAGGAUCCUUACCCACUGACCCCCGGUCACUUUUUAUUGGGUGAAUCUUUAUUACUGGUUCCCGAUGCUAAUUAUGAGAAUUCCAAUGUAAGUAGCUUAAGGCGAUGGCAAUUCACACAAAGAUUGGUACAAAAUUUUUGGCGACGUUGGUCGAAUGAGUAUCUUACUCAAUUUUUGCAACGCCACAAAUGGAGAAACAGUGUUUGUGAACCAAAAAUAGGUGAUGUAGUUUUAGUCAAAGAAGCCAAUCUUCCACCUGCAAGAUGGCUGCAUGGUAUAAUAACUGAGAAACAUACAGGUACUGAUGGUGUUACGCGAGUAGUUAGUUUGCGUUGUGGGAAUAGUCAUAUCAAAAGACCUGUCUCAAAAUUGUGCCUACUGCCUGUGACUUAA
Parnassius mnemosyne (clouded apollo) is the source of this 954-nucleotide messenger RNA. NCBI's taxonomy places the organism in Eukaryota, Metazoa, Arthropoda, Insecta, Lepidoptera, Papilionidae. The record is from the annotation of a GenBank genome assembly.